UUAAAAAAGGAAUUUAAAAGAAAAAAAGUUUUGACUGAUUGGCUUUGCUUUCGUGGGCAGAGCACAAGGUGGUGCUUGUUAGUGGUGGAGCAUAGCAAGUUUUCAAAGUGGGUAUGGAGGGGCACUUGCACUUUCAGUUAGAGGGCCCAAAUACUUGUUUCCGACUCCAUCCAGUCUUAUUGUUUGGAGGGUGAAUUCGGGGCCCAAUGUUAAUGUGGGUGAUGUUCCUUUGAAGACUGAAUAUGCUGGAGAGCUUUCAUGAGGAACAAAAUUGAAAAAGGGCCAAGUGGGCCGAAUAUUUUGAAGCUGUAAAAUGCCUGGGAUGAUGUACAAAGCGCCUGGCUCUUUCCAAAUGGCUUUAUACAAGGAUCUGCGACAGAGCAGGGUUUGCUGUGUUGGGUGUCACUUGGUUCAUGCAUUUGAAGCAUCUCAUCCUCGUUCCAAGAAUACCCAUGGAAUGUUAUUUCUUUCAGGAUCACCCUCUAAAGAAAAUGUUAGCAGCAUAAAAUGUUGGACUUUGCGUCAUUCUCAGUUUGCAGUUAGAUAAAUGGUGGCUGUGAGCUCCUUUAACCAAAGAGCUUGAGAGACUAUUCAAGGAAAAUGGCAGACAUUAGAGAUCUCAAUCAUAAGCCUCCCUCCUCAUUUGAGGCAGAAGAUGACAGUGGGCUUGAAUUAAGCUUGGGUCUAUCAUUUGGUAGAAAUAUAAACAAGUCGAAGGGCAAAGACAGUGUUAAGGAACUUAAUCCUGAUGAAGGAAAGAAAAAGGACAAGAACAUCAAAAUAUGUCUCGAUUCUGCACCUUUUAAGAAUUUUCAUCAACAAAGCAUUGGAGAGGAAGAUUAUGGGAAACAGCAGGUUGGCUCUAUGCCUCAGCAACAUGAAAACUUUUGGACGAGCUUAGAAACUACGACUUCCAAGGAACCAGAGAAGUCGAUGAGGAUGCAUAUGAAUGAAGUGCAGUUUCCAGGUUUUGGAGAGGUACAUUGUGUGGCAAAAACUUCAGAGCUUCUGAAUGCUUGUCAGCAACAGGUACUGUCAAAUGCAGAAAAGAACUCUUAUGCAGAAAGCCCUGGGGCUUCAGUCAACAAAAGUAAUACUGAUGCCAUGCCCAAAGAUAUUCAAUAUUCAACGCAUUUAGCAGCAAGAGGACAGUUUACACAGCAAAAUUUACCUGCCCAUUUCUUAGACACAUUUAGGAAUGGUAGUACAAUUGCUGGGCCUGCCAUCAUUCAAUCAUGUGCUAAUACAACUUCUCUAAUGCAUAACUCAUUUCAGCUUGUUGGAACUCAGUCUCAUUCCCUAGGAUUGAAACCAUCUAUUCAAUUGGAUACAUCACAAGGAAAGCAGUAUAUAGGCAUGGAAAAUGUAAAUUUAGAUCAGCAACAAAGGCAACCAGUGGUGCAGCAGGACUGGCAAGAUGGCAUAUCAGAGCAGCAGAAACAAAGAGAGAUGGCUACCCAGAAGUGGCAAGAGGCAAGAAAGAAGCGUAAACAAUUGAUUGAGGAACAGAAGCAGCAGAAGAAAGCUAAAAGUGAAGAUGAGAGAGCUGGUCCACAUGGUUUCCGCAGGCCUGGAAGUAGUACAUGGGCUCGUGGUUUGGAACUGCCCACUUCAUCAGUUGCUGAUAUGGAGAUGUCUAAGACAACUCAAGAUAUUCAUGACGAAGGCAGUCAGGGGCCUGAGAUGGCUUGUAUGUUUCGGCAAGGAAGGGACAAAAAUGGAAACAAUAAUGAGCUAGAUGUAGAUGAAGAAAGUAGUUCAGAAUCUCAACAAGAGCAGUCAGAUGUGUCUGACAAUGUUCAAUUUCCCAGUGUGAAGGUUGAUGAAAUAGGUAGAUACUUGUCAGGUGCUAAGGAGGGGGUGAGAUUAAAAAAUAAUAAUAAAGAUCCAGCAGAAUCUGGGCAAUAUAUGGCUGCAAGAAUGAAUGGCUUGCUGAAAUCGGAGGAAAAAUUGCAAGAUUACAGAACAUCAACUUUAGUAGGCUUUGGUAAACCUCCUGUACACUGUACCACAAUUGGAAAUAACUCCAAUCCAGCACUUGCCAAUCCGCCAACCACAGCCCCAAUCACAAUGACAAGCACAGCUCUUCCCUAUUCUAUGCCUCCCUUCCCUGUAAUGCCUGCACCCUACUCUCUUCCUACUCCAGUACCUAGCCACCCAAAUGUUCCAUUUCCUGUAGGGUAUCCAUUUUUUUGCCUCAUGCAAUAUCCACCACCAGCUGUUGAUGGCUCAAGCUGUACUGCAGCCCGCCCACCAAUUUAUCCUAAUGGCUUUCAGGUGCCUCUUGGGUAUACACCAUUUCCAAUGCCAACACUUGAAGCUUCACCAUCAUGGGUGCCGGUUUUACGUCCACAGCAAUCUCUUUCUUUUUCCACAGCAAAUUUUGGAGGUGCAAGGACUUCCUCAGAGCCUAUAGAGGAUGAAGCAAAAAUUUCUCAAGGAGUUAAAAGUUAUGAUAAACAAAAGAGUCAAGUUUCCUUGUCAACAGACAAUUCUUAUAAACAGACUAACAGUUCCAUCACCAGAUUGAUUUUUUCACACAAUAUUCAGGACCAAUGCGCUGGACCAGAUCUCCAAGUCCUGUCCAUGCUUUCAACAGGACCAGGUACUUCACUUAGCCCAUCGAAAGUACAAUCUGAUGCAGAAACACAAUUCUAUGCUAAACGUGACAGGGUUGCUGUAGUUAAGGGAUGUGAGGGUCCCAAUGCCACAGGACCAGCAACAUACAAAAUAUUAGAAAGGGACUCAGUCGAUUCUCCAGGAAAAGAUGAAAAAAAGUUGGAAACAAGGGACUUAGAUAAUUCAAACGUACAUGGAACUGGCAUAUCUCUUCAGACUUCACAGGAGGAUAUAUCAAGACAUGUGAUUGUAGGGCCCAACAUGACAAAUAGUCCUCUCCAAGAAGUAUGGAAUUUAAAGCCUGGUAUAGCAUGUGGGAUGAGUUUUGGGGGGUCUGGCACAACACCAGAUUUGCCGUGGGUAUCCACAACUGGGGUGGGCCCUAAUGGUAGGACCAUUUGUGGUGUAAUGUAUAAGUAUGAUGCAAACCAAGUUGGGAUAGUGUGUGCAUGCCACGGAAGACACAUGCUACCUGGUGAGUUUGUACUGCAUGCAGGUAAAACAGAUGCUUCGAGUCCAGAGAAAAACAUUGUGGUUAGUCCUUACAUCAGUGGCAGUGAAGCAGCAUCGGCAAAGGGGUAGAUUUGUAUGGAGGUUAAUAGCAUACAAGAAAUACUGCUGCUUUGAGUUCUAGGAAUUUGAAUUAGUGGUGGAUAUUUUACUGUCCUCGCAUCUCUUUUUGUUUCUUAACCACAUAAAACAUGGCAUCUAGUAAAUUUUGAUCUCAACAUGGAGAGAUGCUUAUGGUUGUCAGAGUCUUGUUAGUAACUUCUCCCAAAGUUUGUAAGCAUUUUGCCUGCUGGAUUCAUUGCAAAAUCGAAGUUAAAUUGUGCACAAUGCAAAAUGUUGGAACUGUUACUGUCUUGUAAUAGUAUGUUGUUUUAAAGCAUAUCGAUUGUAUGUAUCAAUGGCAUGCAAGAUAAAUGUGCUGAAGGGGAGUUUAUUGGUUGUACAUAUACAUUUUUCUAGUUAUCUAGGCAUACAGUGUGUUUAUACAAACCAGUAUUGGCAAACUCUAGCAUUGGCUUGAACAAAGAUUUUGGAGUACACUGGGUUGGGUGCAGCAGAUGUCACUAUACAAAUCAAUCAGUUUGAGUGCAGAAAGUCUGAGAACCUCACAUUUUAAAUGGAGCUCAGGCUCCUGAACAUAUCUAUUAAAGAUAAUAGGUGGUAAAAGACCAAGACUAAAGGUGGUUAGUGCUGUUGAUCAUGCUGUUGCUCUCAUUAAUGUGAUAUUUUGAUUCAGCCCCUAUUCUGCUUA
Cryptomeria japonica (Japanese cedar) is the source of this 3880-nucleotide messenger RNA. RefSeq lists its product as uncharacterized. Lineage: Eukaryota; Viridiplantae; Streptophyta; Pinopsida; Cupressales; Cupressaceae. The coding region runs from base 601 to 3201 and encodes 866 amino acids. The record is from RefSeq and is a predicted model, not a curated record. Gene Ontology annotation, cellular component: nucleus. Gene Ontology annotation, biological process: negative regulation of DNA-templated transcription; signal transduction. The transcript has 5 exons.